This is a messenger RNA of Uloborus diversus, 1923 nucleotides long. RefSeq names its product EGFR adapter protein-like. The record is from RefSeq and is a predicted model, not a curated record. Bases 13 to 1824 code for a protein of 603 amino acids. The transcript is spliced from 10 exons. Lineage: Eukaryota; Metazoa; Arthropoda; Arachnida; Araneae; Uloboridae.
UUUACCGAAAGGAUGGAAAAAAGUUUAAAUUCGAAGAUUUUUAGCAAAUUAACUGCCAAAAGUGAAAGCACAUUGAAAAAUAAAUCCUACGGUAAUUAUGAAAUUGAAGAUUUGCCGGAUGGAUCUUGUUUCAGUCGAAUUUUAAAAGUGAAUUCAGAAAUAGAAAUUGAUUAUGGAUCUUCGAUCAAAAAAUGCGAGUACAUUGGAAGCUUCUUAGUGGAAGGAAAUGAUCAAAAUUCUAGGACCGAUUUUGUAAGGACACAGUUACGGCGUAUUCAGAGCACUGUUCAGAAAAAGAGAGUUUUGCUUGUUGUUUCCAUCACUGGAAUUAAAGUCUGCAGUUUAGAUGGAAAGAGUGUGUUAAUGGCUCAUGCUUUGCGCCGUAUUUCAUUUGCCACAUGCGAUCCUGAAAGCUGCCAAUUUUCAUUCCUGGCUCGUGAACCAAAUGGACAUUUCAGCCUUCAAUAUUGUCAUUCUUUUUUAACCAGUGAUCCUGAAACUGCGGAGGCGCUGAGCAGCGUGGUGGGUUCGGCGUUCCGCAUGGCUUUCGCCCAGCAGCUGAGCCAUCAUUCUCCGACGCUGCAGCCUCACAGUCAACAGACCCCUGUCUCGCUCCUCGGAUCCGUCUCCACGUGCCGCGAAGAUGCUGCUCUUUCCCCGCGCCCGACUUACUGGGCUAAGAAACUUGCCAGCAAAACAAAGUGCCAAGACAAUAUAGCAAGCCAAACUAUUGAGAUGAACAGUCGACCCUCCUCCAUUUCUAGUUCCGAAUCUCCCUGUGCCAGUACUCACCAAUCGACAAUGAAUCUCUCAGAGUCGAAUCCCUCCUCACAAAACUUACCUGUAGACCUGUGGUCACCUCUGAGCGGAGGAUGCAGUAGUAGUGAAGAAAAUAACUCUUCCACUGAUUUGAAUUCUUGUAAACAGAUAAAAGAAAAGCCUCCUUUAUUGAAAAACUUGGAAGUUGUGCAAGAAAAUGUACUUAGUGACGAUUCUUUCAUUAAUGACAUUUCAAGACCUGCUUCUGGUGGUUAUAUCAAUGAGAGUACAUCGUGGGAUAGCAUCUCUGUGUUACGCACUCCCAAGUUUAAUAGCAGCUCCAAAUCUGAAAGAUCCAUCUGUAAAAAGCGCGAAAAUCACGCACCCUCAGCACCACCUACAGACGAAGAAUGUCUGUUAGAAUCGUCUACAGAUCAAAGCAGCAAACGCUCUUCAAGAUCUUCCUGUGAUCAGUCAAUGCCAUCUUCUUCGUCAUCUGAUACUACAAAUUUGAGUGAUGUGUCAAGCUUUUGUAAAAAUAAGCGUCUCAACCAUGCUGGAAAUUCUAGUAGCAGUUCCCUUGUUAUGCCACCACUUCCUCCUGAAAGGCAUGAUUCAUUAUCCACUACAGCAUCUGAAGAAAGAGAACUGAGGGGUGCCCCAUGGUUUCAAGCUGGAAUUCCUAGGGAAAUAGCUUUAGAAGUACUUGGUCAAGAGCCUGUUGGAUCUUUUAUGGUCCGUGAAAGUACGAGUAAGCCAGGUUGCUUUGCUUUGUCGUUACGUGUGCCAAGGGAGUUUCAUCAGUCAGGAAUCGCUCAUUACCUCAUAAUGAGAACUAAUAGAGGUUACAAAAUUAAGGGUUUCACGAAAGAAUUUGGAUCAUUGACAGCUCUCAUAACGCACCACUCUGUAAUGCCAGAAUUACUUCCUUGUCCAUUAUCUCUUUCAAGAUACAAUCCUACUUUCAAGAAAAAUGAUUUUGAAGAUUUAGUUGACAUGAAUGAAGAUCCAGAUUACAGUUUACUGUCUGAUUUCCGAAAUAUGCUUGCUAACAUUAAUGCUUAGUUUUCUAAGCAAGUAAAUUUAGCAUGUAAAUCACUGAUAAUAUUUUCAGUCAAAAGUAAAAUAUGUCAUGCUGAUAAAUUUCACUUUGCUUUUGUUUCA